AUAAAUCAGAUCAUGUCUCGAAAAUGCACAAUUCGCUACGGAACCUCAAUAAUGCCAAGUUUUGCGAAGCUCAUAGAUGUUGCUCCUCCAACGGAAGCGGAAUUUAAUAAUCCGUGCCUAUUUCCCGAGAAACGAAUUGCUGAGAAUUCUGAGACUUCAACUCUCCGACGACCUUUUCUUUCAGCAAUCCUUUCUGCGAUCAGUGACCAAAAAGCAUUAUAUUUGUGGCAGAAAGCAAAAAUUGACGAAAUGGGAUUGAGUGCAUUCAAAUCAAGUAUGACGGAAAGAAUGUCACUGGGAACCAAAACUCAUACAAAAGUUGAAGAGAUGCUAAAAUUAGGACACCACGAGUCAAAAUUGAAUAAUCUUAUCGAUAAUGAGAAAAAUGCUGCUAUCAGAAAUUUCAUGAAAAGUGCAAUGCCCGUUAUUCUGGAAAUACAGGAUCCGCAGAAUGCAAUUUGUGAGAAGAAAGUCAGGCAUCCAACAUUGGCGUAUCAAGGAAGAUUUGAUGCAGUUGUCAAGUACAAAGAUUAUUGGAACAUAUUAGAUUGGAAAACUACUCCGGCACGAUCCUCGUUCAGCACACAGCGCGAGGAUAGUUUAUCCUACACAAGCUAUGUCCGUCAACUGGCUGCAUACGCUUCUGCGUUUAAUCAUGAUGUUAGAUUUGAAAAUCUACCUUUUGUGAAGCAAGGAAUAUUGGUUAGUCUGAAAGAAGAUGGGUCACCUGCUGAAGUUUAUCAAAUAUCUGAAGAUGAAAUGAUGAGGACAUUAGAAGAAGUCACAGAGAAACUGAAUGAAUUCUGGUGCAAAGUGACAUCCGCCAAUCAAGUUAAUAUUGAUUUGGCGUAUAAGCCCCCAAAAUAAUUGGAAAAUGUGAUGUUUUUCUAUAAAUAAAUAUUCUCACAACUCUU
Messenger RNA from Caenorhabditis elegans, 914 nucleotides. It is a transcript of the gene C27H6.9, whose product is annotated as Mitochondrial genome maintenance exonuclease 1. Gene Ontology annotation, cellular component: mitochondrion. The coding region runs from base 13 to 867 and encodes 284 amino acids. Lineage: Eukaryota; Metazoa; Nematoda; Chromadorea; Rhabditida; Rhabditidae. Gene Ontology annotation, molecular function: single-stranded DNA exodeoxyribonuclease activity. Gene Ontology annotation, biological process: mitochondrial DNA repair. The transcript has 4 exons. The record is from RefSeq and is marked reviewed.